AUGAAUGUCCGUUACGGUGCGACUCUAUCAUUUGCUUCCCGAUUUGGAAACCAUCGGUUUAGUUUGGAUUGCCUCAUUCUACCCAAGUUAAUAGUGUCUCUUCCCAGUCAUCAUAUCGACGUUACGCAGUGGAAGAUUCCACGAAACUUACCACUGGCACUUCUCCAGAAAACAGUGCUGGGAUACAUCAUAUGUGGCAAGGUCGUUGAUCCCCCGCCUUCCCAUGCAGUUGAAAAUAGUUUCGUUUGUACAAAUGAGAUGCUGAGCCAGCAACUGGAGCGCUUCUGGGAAGUUGACAAUUUUGAUACCGGAAAGGUUUAUAGUCCCGAUGAGCAACAUUGUGAAGCACACUUUCAACAAACCGUCGAGCGAGAUCAAGACGGUAGAUAUAUAGUUCGUUUGCCUUUGCGGGAGGAAGUGCUACCACCGUUGGGAGAUUCGUAUCCCGCCGAACUUCGUCGUUUUCUCACCAUGGAAAGAAAGUUUUCAAAAGAUGAAAAUCUCCGCAAGGCAUAUCACGAUUUCAUACAGGAGUACGAAAUGCUUGGUCACAUGGAGGAGGUGAAUCCAUCCGCGUCGCGUAGCCCAUAG
Messenger RNA from Sabethes cyaneus, 591 nucleotides. RefSeq lists its product as uncharacterized. The transcript has a single exon. The coding region runs from base 1 to 591 and encodes 196 amino acids. NCBI's taxonomy places the organism in Eukaryota, Metazoa, Arthropoda, Insecta, Diptera, Culicidae. The record is from RefSeq and is a predicted model, not a curated record.